Messenger RNA from Dacryopinax primogenitus, 960 nucleotides. Its product is annotated as nucleotide-diphospho-sugar transferase. The record is from RefSeq and is a predicted model, not a curated record. The transcript has 4 exons. NCBI's taxonomy places the organism in Eukaryota, Fungi, Basidiomycota, Dacrymycetes, Dacrymycetales, Dacrymycetaceae. Gene Ontology annotation, molecular function: glycosyltransferase activity. Bases 1 to 960 code for a protein of 319 amino acids.
AUGAGGCACCUAUGGUCAAGCCGCUACUAUUUACCAGCUCUGUUCAUCCUCUUAGGCGCUGUCGCAUUUCCAGCCUGGCGCUACUAUGAGAGCCUCGGCCAGGCGCAUAUACCUGACCCGCUUUCCUUCUAUACCUCUCCCUUCUCCGCCACCUCCAAUGCCUCCCGACGGGCUUAUGCCACAGCCCUGUACCCCACCUCUUCCUAUCUUCCCGGGGCGCUUCUCCUCGGCUGGUCGCUCCAUCAGCAUGCGAUGCUUGCCGCAGACGUUGCGCAACACAUGGAACUCCUCUAUACCCCUGGAACUCUCGACGAGCGGGAGAAGACAUGGCUUGGGGAGGUAGGAUGGGACAUGAGAGAGGUAGAGUUGAUCAAGCCGCCAGAAAGUCGCAAACCAGCAAAAAACUUCCAGGAGCAGUAUACCAAGCUGAGGCUGUUCGAGAUGGAAGAAUUCGACCAAAUAUUCUACCUCGAUGCUGAUAUGCUCGUCGUCCGCCCCUUUCCCGAAAUCUGGUCCUUUCCCGUUCCCCUCGCCGCAGCGCGAGACGUACGAAAAGGCUUCGGCUGGUUGCCGACCAUCAACGCGGGCACGUUGCUCUUGAAGCCCAAUAGGAAGCUGGUGGAGCAUAUGAUGGAGAUCGCACCAACGUUGCGAUAUAAUGCUGUUUUCGCGGAGCAGGGUCUCCUGCAGGCUUACUGGGCACAAGCGAUUACCCACCUGCCGUACGUCUACAAUGGCCAACUGGGCAUCAAGCGCGUCUUCCCGAAGAUCUGGCAAACCGUGUUCCAGAACGACGUCAAGAUCAUCCACUACACCGGCUUGAAGCCCUGGCAGUGGCACGAGGAACCGGAUAUGCCAGUGGAGAGGUGUGUCUGGUGGGAGAUGUGGGAGAAGAUGCUCGACUGGCGCCGGGAGAACGGGCUGAGUGAUUUGAGUGAUAUGGCGAGUAAACCAGCUUAA